Messenger RNA from Mytilus trossulus (common blue mussel), 2557 nucleotides. Its product is annotated as zinc finger protein 728-like. The transcript has 5 exons. Gene Ontology annotation, molecular function: chromatin insulator sequence binding. The record is from RefSeq and is a predicted model, not a curated record. The coding region runs from base 26 to 2479 and encodes 817 amino acids. Gene Ontology annotation, biological process: regulation of transcription by RNA polymerase II. Gene Ontology annotation, cellular component: chromosome. NCBI's taxonomy places the organism in Eukaryota, Metazoa, Mollusca, Bivalvia, Mytilida, Mytilidae.
UGGCAGACCGGUUCCAUCAGUCGAAAUGCAGUCUACAGUCGAAAUGCAGUCUGCUGAAGCUGUGUGUUUGGACUGUUGUGUCUGUGGAAGGGAAUCAAAAGAGAUGCGAUUAAUUGGAUCGAAAAGAACUGUAAAUUUGAGUGAAUUGUUAGCAAAAUACGGUGGCAUUUCUAAGCAACAGGGAAAGAUUUGUCGAAACUGUUUCACCAAACUAAAAACUGUCCAUAAAAAUGCUUCGAAGAUCCGGCAACAGUGCUUGAACACACAAGCAAAGACAAAACAAUGCCAUCAAGCGUUGCAAGCAUUAUUGACCAAUGUAAAUGAAAACUCCAUAAAGGAUGGUAAAGAAAUAUAUGUUCAAGUCCAAGCUAAAGAACUGGCAAUAUUUAAAGAAGAGAAUCUAAUGCCUGAAGAACUAAUCUAUAAGCCAGUUACUAUUGAUAUGAAAGGAAAAAUAAAAUAUUUGGAGAUGGAAGUUCGACAGUUGAAAUCUGACCUCCAGUACAUAAGGGAACUUCAUAAAACCAACAUACGCAUAAUGACCAAUUCCUGUGCUGAGAGCAUACAAAAAAUUAUGAAUAAAGUGUCAAGAAUAACAGCAAAUGAGGUGCAACAUGAAGAUAUUUUGGAUGAUACAGAAAUAUCUAUCAAUAAACCAUUCUCAUCUAGAAUAAAAGGCUGCUCUUCAAAUGCUAUGGAUCACCUAUACUGUAAAGACAUUAGUAUAAAAGUAGAGCCAGAAUCUGACAUUGAUGAUGCUACAGAACUUCCCGAUACUGAUUACAUUGAUCAAUAUCAAAACUCACCUGUCACAUUGAACACCAUUAAAACAGAACAACAGUUGCCUUCCUUAGGUCUCGAUAUCAGUAAUAUAAGAAGUUUCUCAGGAGAAAUGAGCGAUGAUGUUAUAGAAUGCAGUAAAAUUAUGACUCCUCAGAGCAAAAGCAUUAAGCGAAAAAGAACAAGCGCACAUGAAGAAAAUGAGAAGAACAAGGAAGUAAAGAGUUUGAAGUUAGAUAGCAUUGACCAUCAGAACAUAAUUGAGGAAAAACCAUCAAUGGUCAGUCUGGACACUAGUGUCACCAAACCUUUUGUUGUAGUAGGAGAACAUUAUAAACAGAUAACUCAAAACACAACACAGCAGUUACAAAACAUUUUGAAUUUGAGUCAUUUGAAUAUGAAAAAAGAAAACAUAGCAAUAAACAAGAUAAAUGAAAAUAUGAUGACACACAAACCUAUUAUAUUUCCUGUUAUCAUUCAAAAAGCCCUUCCUGCAGGUUCACAUAUUUUAAGAAAUGAGUUGUUAAAAAAGGAUGUCAUCAUUGGUGGUUCUCCAUUGAAAACUGAAAAUAUGAGUAUGAAAAACCAAGUUGUAUUUAAUGUUAACAGCAGUCGAAAUAAAGAACAAACAGAAAAAGAUAGCUAUUCAGCUUCAUUUCAAGUUAAAUACCACAAGAUUUGUCCAAAACCCAGUAAAGAUGUUGAUGUUUCCAAACUACCAGAAUGUGGUAAUGAUGGAAUGGAAGUCAAAGCAGAGGAAACAAAAAAAUAUUAUCCAAGACCACAGCUACCUAUACCCAACAAAUCACAAAUCUGCUAUGUAUGUGGAAAAUUUAUAGAGAAAAGAGAUUCAAUGACGUCUCACCUCAAAACCCAUAGUGAGAAAAUGUUUAAAUGUAAUAUUUGUGACAGAGCCUUUGUUAGAAAGAAUCACAUGCUGGAACAUCUAAAUACUCAUUCAAGAGAAAAACCUUAUGUAUGCCAUUUGUGUGGUAAAGAAAUACGAUUUGAAUCAUCAUUUAUUAAGCAUAUGAAAAUUCAUAAGGGGGACAAAAGACAUUCUUGUGAUGAUUGUGGAAAACGCUUUAUGGACAAAAGUUUAUUGUUAAAUCACAGGCGAAAAUGGCAUGAAUCAAACAAUGUCAAUCGAAGAUACAAAAAACAAAGAACUUUUACAUGUAAAACCUCUGGCUGUGGUAAAAAAUAUCUAGACAUUUGUGAGUUGAGGAAACACCAACUGGAACAUCCUUCUGAGAAACUUGAAACUGAACCUAAUGUAUGCCCAGACUGUAAUGAAAUAUUUGACAAUGAAGAAGCUUGUAAGAAACAUAUCCCUGUUCAUCUUGAAAAUCUUCCCUAUGGCUGUGGAACAUGUGGGAAAUCAUUUUCUAAAACUGUUCAUCUUCAGACUCACAUGGCAGUUCAUACCAAAAAAAGUAGAUUUCGUUGUUCAACAUGUAGUUUGGUUUUCUUCUCUGGAAAAUCUUUUACUGAACAUGUCAAAACUCAUACAGAUACUGAAAACAUGUGUAAUGAUUGUGGCCAGUCAUUUCCUGAUGUUAGAACUCUAGAGGAUCAUAUACCUGAACAUAGUCGUGAAGAUUUAUUGUAUGGAUGUGGAUUUUGUGAUAAAGGCUUCAGUAAACCAUCACAUCUGAAAUAUCACAUGAAAAAGCAUGAAUUUGAUGAAAGAAUGUAGGAAUUUUGACACCAAACAAUGAAAGGUUAAUUUGUGUUAGUUUCUUUUAAAAGUUAAUAGAAAGAAUUUGUUCAAUUA